Cololabis saira (Pacific saury) is the source of this 4539-nucleotide messenger RNA. Its product is annotated as E3 ubiquitin-protein ligase RNF123. Gene Ontology annotation, molecular function: ubiquitin-protein transferase activity; protein binding. Bases 38 to 4066 code for a protein of 1342 amino acids. Gene Ontology annotation, cellular component: cytoplasm. The record is from RefSeq and is a predicted model, not a curated record. NCBI's taxonomy places the organism in Eukaryota, Metazoa, Chordata, Actinopteri, Beloniformes, Belonidae. The transcript is spliced from 40 exons.
UCAGCAGUGUAUGGAGCGGUAAUUCCUGACUGACAGAAUGAGCACGAAGGGAGGUGGAACGGCUCUGACCCGCCGCAACUACGAGCUGUCUUCAGACACCGACAAACCCAGAAACACAGGUAUCGUCAACGAGAGGCUGCUGAGUGACUACCUGCACCAUGUGUUUCCUCUGAACAAACAAGCGCCGCCACCGGCCCCGCUCAGGAAGCCUCUCAGUUUCCAGGAUCUCGGCGCUCACCUGGAGAGGCUUCUGUCUGAGGGAGAACCUGCUGACGAUGGCAAAGAUCAGUCCGUGGAGGGUCGCCUGGGCCCUCAGCCCGUCGUCCUGGAUCACACCAGUGGCUUUGAAGGACUUCUGUUUGUGGACGACGAUCUGCUGGGGGUGAUCGGCCACAGCAACUUCAGUUCUAUCAGAGCGACCACGUGCAUCUACAAAGGGAAAUGGGCCUACGAGGUUCUGAUCUCCUCUCAGGGUCUGAUGCAGAUUGGCUGGUGUACUCUCAACUGCCGCUUCAACCAGGAGGAAGGUGUUGGUGACACCCCCGACUCGUACGCUUAUGAUGGGAACAGAGUGAGGAAGUGGAACGUUACAACCACCAACUAUGGAAAGUCGUGGGCAGCCGGAGACAUCGUCAGCUGUCUCAUAGACCUGGAUGAAGGAAACAUCACCUUCUGUCUGAACGGCCAGUCUCUGGGGACGGCCUUCGUCGACAUCAAGACGGGUCCCGGCGUCGCUUACUUCCCCGCCAUCAGCCUGUCCUUCAAAGAGUCCGUGGCCUUUAACUUCGGCAGCAGGCCUCUUAGGUACCCCGUGGACGGCUACCUGCCCCUCCAGGACCCGCCGUCUGCAGACUUGGCCAGGGCUCACAAGCUGCUGGGUUACAUCAAGAACGUGCUGUCUACCUCCAUUGACAUUCAGGACGAGAGACUGCUGGAGAGGGAGUGUGCGUUGUGGAGGCUUCAUGGAGAUCCGACAGUCCUCAUCACGAUGGCCCACAUCUUCAACUACUUCGCUCCUCUCAUGUGCAAAGUGUACCUGGUGGAGGACGUGCUCAUGAGCUUCCUGCUGGGAAUCCUGGAAGGAGGCGGCUCGGUGGACGAGCAUCCGCUCAUCCAGCAGCUGCUCAACCUCUUCUGGCUGCUGAUGGAGGAACACGAGGUGAAUGAGUGUCUGAAGCAGCUGAUGAUGUCACUGCUGAGGGCGUACCGCUUCUCCCCGAUCAUCCCAGACCUGGGCUUCCAGAUUCACUACCUGCGCCUGACCACAGCCAUCCUCCGCCACGAGAAGUCCAGGAAAUACCUGCUCAACAACGUCUUGUUUGACGUCCUGCGCUCCGUGGUUUUCUUCUACAUCAAGACUCCCCUGAGAGUGAAGGAGGCGGGGCUGGAGGAGCUCAUCCCCACCACCUGGUGGCCCACGCACUUUGACAAGGAGGGUAAAGAUGAGCGCGAGCCCAGAGACGAGACUGCGGACGAGCGACUGAGGCGCCGAGCCUACGAGAGGGGCUGCCUGAGGCUCAAGAAGAGGAUUGAAGUGGUGGAAGACCUGCAGGUUCAGAUUCUGAGGCUGCUGCUCAACAACAAAGACAAGACAACGGGAGAGGCCUCUCGCUACAUCUUCCUCAACAAGUUCAGGAAGUUUCUGCAGGAGAACGCCAGCAACAGAGGGCAUCCCACAGCUCUGUGUCCUCCGGAGUACAUGGUGUGUUUCCUCCACCGCCUCAUCACCGCAGUCAGAGCCUGCUGGGACGAAGGCGGCAGGAAGACGGCAGGCAGCCUCGGCAGCGAGGAAGCUUACGUCCCCCCUCAGAUCUUCUACAACGGGAAGGUGGACUACUUUGACCUGCAGAGGCUCGGCGGACUCCUGUCCCACCUGAAGAAGACGCUCAAAGAUGAUCUGGCGACCAAAGCCAACAUCAUCAUCGACCCUGCAGAGAUCCAGGCCGCCUCCAUGGACGACCUGGACGAGGAUGAGGAGAGCGGAGCGGCUCAGAGGCCGUUCGGCGCGGCGGCGGUGGGCGGGGCUCUGGUGAGGCCCAGCUGGCUCAGCUCCCCCACUCUGGGUCGGGCCAACCGCUUCCUGAGCACGGCGGCUGUCAGCCUGAUGACGCCCAGGCGGCCGCUGGCUCAGCCGGAGAAGGUGAAGGUGCGAACCCUGGCUGUGGAGCAGCGCACCGAGGAGGACAUCGAGGGAAGCGUCGGUAACGACGGCCUGUUGCUAGGGCGACCGCAGGAGGAGCCCGACCGGCUGAUCGCAGACAAGUCCCUGCUGGAAAUCGUAGAUGGGAUUGUGAUGAUGUACAACUUGAGCGUCCACCAGCAGCUGGGCAAGAUGGUGGUGGUGGCGGACGAUGUGCAUGAGUAUGCCGUGGCUCUGAAGGACACGGAGGAGAAGAUCGCUCGAUGCCCCGCCAGACGUGCAGACAUCCUGGACGAGCUCCAGAAGAGUCAGAAGGUUUUUGCUGAGAAGCUGAACCACCUGAGCCGGAGACUGGCCUGGAUCAACGCCACCAUCUACGCCAAGGAGAAAAUGCUGGAUGUGUACUGGCUGCUGUGCGUCUGCAUUCGCACCAUCGAACACGCCGACCACACGGGUUCGCUGUUUGCCUUCACACCGGAGUUCUACCUCAAUGUGGCCAUGAACGCGUACAGCGCCCUCAAGAACUACUUCAGCCCUUCCAACAGCAUGGAGGAGCUGCCAGGCUACGAAGAAACCCUGACUCAGCUCGCUGCCAUUCUUGCAAAGCACUUUGCAGACCCACGCAUCGUUGGAACAGAUAUCAAGGACUCUCUGAUGCAGGCGCUGGCCAGCUACGUCUGCUACCCACAAUCCCUCAGGGCAGUCGAGAGGAUCCCAGACGAACAGCGGAUGGCGAUGAUGAAGAACUUGCUGGCUCCAUACGAGCAGAGACCCUGGGCUCAGACCAACUGGAUCCUGGUCCGACUGUGGAGGGGCUGUGGUUUCGGCUACAGGUACACGCGUCUACCUCACCUGCUGAAGACUAAACCCGAGGAUGCCAACCUGCCCAGCCUGCAGAGAGAUCUGUCCAUUGCUAGUUUCCAAAAGCCGUGUCCGUCAUUGCUGCUGCAGAGACACAUGGCAGCCCUGCUGACCACGGACAAAGACAUGGCUGCCUCUUUUCUCAACAGCGUCCUGAACCAGCUCAACUGGGCCUUCUCUGAGUUCAUCGGCAUGAUACAGGAGAUCCAGCAGGCUGCAGAGCGUCCAGAGAGGAACUUUGUGGACACCCGUCAGCUGAAGGUGUGUGCAACCUGCUUUGACCUGUCCGUCAGCCUGCUGCGGGUUCUGGAGAUGACAGUUACCUUAGUACCGGAGAUCUUCCUGGACUGGACCCGACCAUCUGCAGAGUUGCUGCUGCGACGCCUCGCUCAGCUGCUGAACCAGGUGUUGAACAGAGUCACUGCUGAGAAGAACCUGUUUGAUCGAGUUGUCAACCUCAGACUGCCAGGUCUGGAGAGUGUGGACCACUACCCCAUCCUGGUGGCUGUUACAGGCAUCCUGGUUCGAGUCCUGGUGGACGGAGAGAGGCAGGGGAUGUCCCGGGCCGCCUCCGUCCUCCUCUCUGAUCCGUGCUUCCAGCUUCACUCCAUCCAGCACCUGCUAGGGGAGGCGGGGGACUCCUCCGUCCCAGCUGUUGCUGCCGCUGCUGCUGCUGCUGCCGCUGCCGCCCGUCCAGCCGUGGGGUCCUUGGCGUCCACCGUGGCCCCUGCAGCCGCCGGGGGCCCAGGGGCCUCAGAGCGCAGACACUUCUCCCUGCAUGCAUAUACGGACUACAUCAGUGUGGAGGAAAAGGAGAAGGUGGAGCAGAUGUUGGCUUUCCUCACUGAGGAAUCCAAACAAGCAGCGGCCUCCACCGUGCCAACCAGCGAGGAAGACCUCUGCCCCAUCUGUUACGCCCACUCCAUCUCCGCUGUCUUCAAGCCCUGCUCACACAAGUCCUGCAAAGCUUGCAUCAACCAGCACCUGAUGAACAACAAAGACUGUUUCUUCUGCAAAGCAACCAUCACCGGGGUUGAAGACUACAGCAAGCCCGCCUCCUCCUAACAGACACACCACGACCGCCACACACAGCUUAGAUAGAACCAACGUGCAGCUGUCCACGUCAGUGAACCCAAAGAUCCUCUCAGCUGUGUUUUAUUAUGAAAUAUAUGAAACUUUCUGUCACUCAAACACAAAAAAUGUUUGAUGUUUUUUUUGUUUGCGUCAUUCAAGUGUAUUUGAGGAAGUGUGUGUGUGUGAGAGUGCGAGUGUGUGUGUUUGUGUGCGUUUACAGGUUUGUUGUUUUCAGUUGGUGUGAAACAUGUUCACGAUGUAACCUCAUUAAAUUAUUUAUCCGCAACCAAUCAGGAGGCUCCGUUUGCUCAUUUAUAUUUCAGUUUGUAUGUAAACUUAUUAAAGGAAGGGUAAAUUGUCAUGUCCUUUGAAAAUAUUUGAAAAUUUUAAAUGUAUACAGUGUGGACCAGAACAUAAGACAUUAUUUUUCCUGUGUUUACAUCUCUAAAACCUAUUUUUGGGGU